Ictalurus punctatus (channel catfish) is the source of this 4942-nucleotide messenger RNA. RefSeq names its product atos homolog A (gene atosa). Lineage: Eukaryota; Metazoa; Chordata; Actinopteri; Siluriformes; Ictaluridae. The transcript is spliced from 12 exons. The record is from RefSeq and is a predicted model, not a curated record. Bases 832 to 3831 code for a protein of 999 amino acids.
UUAAUGUUUUGACAAGCAGCUCAGAGGCAGAGGAACAGGAGUGUGCGUCAGCUGGUCGUCCAUGAUUCGAAUUAGGAUGAUUCUAACGCUUCGUGGCGCUUUAGCGGGUUUACACACACAGGUCAGGCUUUAGUUGGGAUGUUUGCUGUGGGUUUAGUGAGCUGGGUGCUGGUUGUUUAGGGGAUUUAACUUAGUUCAGCUAGUUGUGAUUAGUGAACAGAGCAGUGGUGUAAAGAGGAAGAUGGGGUUUGGGACAGCUGGCAUGGCCGGAUACACACACUUGUGAGCAUUGUGAUGAGAGAAUGGUGUGUUGAUGGAGAAUUAGAGUCGCAGUGAAGACAUUGAGGCUUUUGCUGCAGGUGUGUGUGUGUGUGUGUGUGUGUGUGUGUGUGUGUGUGUGAGAUAGAGAGAGAGGGAGAGGGGUGUCAGGGUGUUAUGGAGGGUUGGGAUGGUUCAUAACGCGUGUGUAUGUGUGCAUUUGGUCAGAGAUUGGUGUUAGUGCUUUAAUCAAGGUUCAAGUGGUGUUGGCAUAGGCCAUGAAGACAUGGACACACACACACUCACACACUCUCUCACUCUCAGACACACACACACUGUAUACACAGACACACACUGCAGCUGUGGGCAAGGUGACUUCUCUGAAUAAUCCUCAUUUGCACGAGUGAUUUGCGGGACUGUGGAGCUGGUAUCAGUCUCCUGGAGCUGCUGAUGGUGUGUGGAAGCUCAGGGGUGUGAAGGAGAGACUCCUAGAAGGGUUUUUAGAGCCAGAGCCUGAAGUGUGCAGAAGGAGGACUGAGCCGAGGCGAGCUGGAGGACGACACGGAGGGAAGCAUGAAGCCUGAGAGAGAAGCGGUGGAGGAGUUUUUUGAGUAUGACGCCGAGGAGUUCCUGGUGUCCCUCACGCUCCUGAUCACAGAGGGCCGGACUCCGGAAUGUUCCGUGAAGGGUCGAACCGAGGGCCUGCACUGCCCCCCCGCGCAGUCGGGUGGACCGGUCCUCACCAAACACGAAUGCAGCGACAAACUGCCUCAGUGUCGCCAGGCGAGGAGGACGAGGUCAGAGGUCAUGUUGCUAUGGCGAAAUCACAUCCCUAUCAUGAUCGAAGUGAUGCUGCUGCCUGACUGUUGCUACAGCGACGAGGGUCUGGCGACGGACCUGAACGACCCGGCGAUUAAACAGGACGCUCUGCUGCUGGAGAGAUGGACACUACAGCCUGUUCCGAGACAGAGUGGGGAUCGGUUUAUCGAGGAGAAGACUCUGCUCUUGGCUGUACGUUCCUAUGUGUUUUUCUCUCAGCUGAGCGCCUGGCUCAGCGCCUCUCAUGGCAUCGUGCCCAGGAACAUCCUCUAUAGAAUAAGUGCAGCCGAUGAAGAGCUGAUAUGGAAUUUCUCCCAGUCGCCCUCGGAGCACGCCUUUCCAGUGCCCAACGUGUCCCACAGCGUAGCGCUGAAGGUGCGGGUUCAGUCGUUGCCCCGCCAGCCCAAAUACCCCGUGUUGAAGUGCAGCAUCCACUCCGACCUCUCGUUCCUUGGCAAACGUACCCACGACCCUACGAAGGGGCCGUUAGCGGGUGCAUACAGCCGGGGUCAAACCGUCAGUGACCCUCCGAACCCCUUCAGACUCCAGAGUUCACCUCUUUUAUGCAGACGCUCCCCGUUACCCUCUCAUGAUCGAACCAGCCCCCUGAACCAGCGUAAAUGCCCCGAAUCGCCCAUCCUACCUGGCAAAGCCGCAAAGCUGCUGUUCUCCAGAACCAACGGCGUCUUGGAUAGCUCAGGAAAGACGACGAGUGUGGAAUUGCCUUCACCGUCUUCGUCUCCGACGCGCGAUUUCAAAUCGCUCUCAAAUCCCUUGUUUUCAAACCCCAGCCCGAGUCCUCGCUCUUCCUCAGUUGAAACGAACCCCUUGAUUGGUUCGCUGCUCCAGGAGAGGCAGGAAGUAAUCGCUCGCAUCGCCCAGAGGCUGAAUUUCUGCGACCCGACAUCACCUCAUCUUCUUCCCGACGCUCUCUUCACAUCUCCAGGGGAUGAAGGGCCAUUCAAGAAGACCAAAGAUCCUCCCAGUCUCCAGACGAACGACAGAAGUGGGUCAAGGAACGGAGAGUGGAGCCAGACUUCUUUCUUUCAAACUCCGCUGAGCCCCAGGAGCCGGUCUCGAGUGGACCGAGGCGAACCGGAUGAGUCCAGGACUUCACCCAGACCCACGUCCUGUAGGCGGCUUCUGCUGUCGCCUGAUUCGAAAGAAGGUUCUAUGAUCGUCGAAGCUGUCCAGGACAUCUCGCGUUUGAUUCAGGAGCGUCUUCAGCUGUCGCAAGAGCUCCUGCACGCCAAAUACAAACAAUGCCGCGAGUCAUCGACAACCACAUCCUCGCAGAACCAAAACCAGACCCAGAGCCAUAGACAGAAUCAGAAUCAAAGCCAGACACAAAACCAGAACCACCAGCUUAGAACCAACAGUCAUGCUAGCCAUGCUAAUGGAACUAUAAACAUAGCCAAUGGCGAAACCAGCUCAAAGCUUCGAGUUCACACGGAGACACUUGAGAGACGGGCCUUGUCUGAAAACCAGGCCCGGUCUGGACCCCCGAACAAAGAACCCAGUAUCACUAAACCUCAGCCACUUACACAAACCAGCCAUGCAUACGGUGCCAAAAACGAUCCCUGGACUUCUUCACUCAAUAGCCCUAAAAGCUCCCACAGUCUGAAUGGAGUGGCAGGAGUCGACGAUCUCAACCACCUUCAGGACCUUCAGGACCUCCAGUUUGGGAAGGAAAACCAGGGCAGAAGAGUAGAAACACAGCUCCAACCAGAGUCCACCGUGCCUGGUCAGGAUGAGGACCAAGAUCCCUGGUCCUCCCUCUCCAGCACACCCACCAGCCUUAAUACCCAACACUCCCCGAGCCCAGACUGGACUCUGAACACCACCACACCCACCACGUUGCGAAGCCCCGCCUCCUCACUGAAGCCAUGCAGUAGUAACUGGAAGAAGCAGAACAGACACUCCAUCGACGGGACGGCCACGAGAGCGUUCCACCCCUGCACCGGCCUGCCCCUGCUCUCCAGCCCGGUCCCUCAGAGGAGAAGUCAGACGGGAUAUUUUGACUUGGACACGUCUCUGAUUCAGUGUAAAGGAGCACCGUGGGCCUCCAGUAAGAGAGUGUGUUUGAAGAGAUAUGAAGACUCAGAGGAACCUCAGCAGCUCCUGAGCGCCAGCGCCCCUCCUGCCAGUCUCAGCCUUCUGGGAAACUUUGAGGAGUGUGUCCUAAACUACCGCUUGGAGCCGCUCGGUAACGUCGAGGGUUUCACAGCCGAAGUCGGUGCCAGUGGUUCGUUCUGCCCGAGUCACAUGACCUUCCCGGUAGACGUGUCGUUCUACAGCGUGUCGGACGAUAACGCUCCGUCUCCCUACAUGGGGGUCAUAAACCUGGAGUCUCUGGGCAAAAGGGGCUAUCGAGUGCCUCCAUCAGGAACUAUUCAAGUGACCUUAUUUAACCCCAAUAAGACGGUGGUGAAGAUGUUCGUGGUGAUGUACGAUCUGAGAGAAAUGCCAGCCGGCCAUCAGACAUUCCUGAGGCAGAGGACUUUCUCCGUCCCCGUCAAACGCGAAUCAAACGGACUAAACCACAGGAAGCCCCUCCCCCCUGGCCAGGGGCGGACCCUGCGCUACCUCAUACAUCUGAGGUUCCAGAGCUCCAAAUCUGGAAAGAUCUACCUCCAUCGAGACAUCCGGCUUCUGUUCUCACGCAAAUCCAUGGAAGUGGACAGUGGUGCUGCCUACGAGCUCAAAUCCUUCACCGAGUCUCCAGCCGAUCCUCCUUUCUCCCCGAGAUGCUGAUCAGAUCACGUCCUGUCUAAUGAUGUGUUCCCACUGCAGCACAGGGGCCUUGCUCAAGUCUGAUCUCACACACACACACAGACAGAGUUUAUUCGUAUUCUUCUCACUCUUUCUCUUUCUACAUCCCUCAGUUUCUCUCUUUUUGUCUCUUUAGUUCUCUUUGUGUCUGUUUUCCUCUUUUUUUCCUCUUUAUCUCAAUUAUUUCUUUUUUAGCUUAUUUGUCUUCUUCCUUUUAUUUCUUUGUCUCUCAUUUUUGGCUGGUUUUGUUCUUCUUUUUCCAUCAUUGUUUUUAUAUUUUAUGCCUUCCAUUUUCUUGGUCAUACACCCCCCCAGCCCCGCCCCCAUCUCUUUCUCUUUCAUUCUUUCUCUGUCUCUCUCUCUCUCUCUCUCAUUCUUUCUUUCUUUCUGUCUGUCUGUCUGUCUCUCUCUUUCUCUAUAUAUAUCUGGUUAUAUCUGUCUCUCUCUUGUCUUUCUUUCUUUCUCUGUCUGUCUCUCAUUUUUUCUCUCUCUCUCUCUCUUUUCUCUCUCUCUCUCUCUCUCUCUAUCCUCUGUGCUUCAGUGGGGACUUUGUGUAUCUGACACAGUUUUGAAGCUCGUCCCGGAGCUUCGGUGCUGUUUGUGGGGGGAAAAAAAAAACAUACCGAAGUUUAAAAGAAAAAAAAACUAAAACGAUAUGGACCAUUUUUUUUUUUUUUUAAACGACAGUAAAAAAGAAAAGAAAAAAAACCAAGCAGAAGCAGAUGAACAGAGUAAAGAGUUUGGAUAGAGCACUGUGUUCCUCCACCACAACUGGAAAAGGAAAUUAGUCAUAUUCUACUAUUUCUCUUUUAUUUCCCUUUUGUUUUAUUUUGUACCGAACCACUUUAAUCGGAAGUGUUGCAAUAGAGAAAAAGAAUAUCUUAACUAGCGUAGUGUUUACAUAUUUACUUUGUCAGUUAUUUAAUAUUUAAAAUGAUAUUUCAUUUACUGCACAUGUGACUCCUGUCGUGCUCAGCAUUAUGAUGUAGUGCAAUAUGUUUCAAUCAUACCAUGUAUUUUUGACUAAUAUUCAGAACUGAAAUAAAAGAAAUAUAUCUAUAUAUAUAUAUAUAUAUCUAUGAAGAAGAGUGAG